Messenger RNA from Stomoxys calcitrans (stable fly), 1704 nucleotides. RefSeq lists its product as uncharacterized. The record is from RefSeq and is a predicted model, not a curated record. Lineage: Eukaryota; Metazoa; Arthropoda; Insecta; Diptera; Muscidae. The transcript is spliced from 4 exons. The coding region runs from base 823 to 1620 and encodes 265 amino acids.
AGUGGCGAACAACGAUUCUCUGCUUGCAGUAAAGUGCACGGAACAAACGAACGCAACCACCUAACAGAUAGCAAACAGGGCGCACCACUGGUCAUAUUCUUAAUUUCUUCCUUUCGAACAAAACAAUUGUUGUUUUUGUUUUUGUUUUGUUGAACGUUUUGAGCUCAUGGCUCAUGACAAGACAACAAAAAAUAUACUAGCGAAAGACCGACUGCCAACACCACUAACACCACCGAAUCUAUGCAAACCUGCUGCCUGCCUUGUUGCCUUUUGCCAACAGCAAACGUUUGAGGCAACCAUUUGGAACGACGACCAACGUUAUUUUUGUAUCGCACUCAAACCGAAAAAAUGAUCGCACAACGGAUUUCCUCAGUUGUUGGACACUUUUGGAUACCUACGGUUGCCACGGUCUAUGAAGAAGAAACAGCGCCCUCCUUCUCAUCAUCAUCAAGCGAAAAUAUUUCUCAAAAUCGAAAGGAACCGUGGAUUUUCUCUCGCUCGCUGUUUCUCUCUCUCUCUCUAGUUCGUUUGUAGUGAUUUGAAAAAUCCAAAAAAACAACAUUUCAAUACAGUUUCGCUUGGCCUAUAGCUGGAGCCAAUAAAGCAAGUGAAACAUACGAAAAUUAUUGGUGGUCUUGCUACCCACCACAACCAAAUAGAAAAACAAAACACAAAAGUUGGAACAAUUUUUUUUUUUAAAAAUUCCGAAAAUAUUUUUCAAAUAUUUCUGUGCUUAACUUUCGUCGUGGAGUGUCGUGUCGUGUGUUGUUCAUCGGUGUAGUUUCGUAUUUGUAACGUCUUUUUUUGUAAACGAGAGAAAUAAUGAAAUUAUUUUUAUUAGUAACUAUUAGUUUAUGUGUUUUAUAUAGCCAAGCUAUCCAUGGCAUUGUCAUAAACGAUAUUACUGUACCAAAUCUGGUAACAAUAAGCAGAAAUGAUUCAAAUGACACCAUCAAUUUGGAUUGUGAUUACGAGUUGAGCGAUAAUGAGCCUAACUUAUUGGUUAAAUGGUUUAUGAACAAUAAACUCAUAUACCAAUGGAUACGAGGCCAUGAACCAGCAGUACUGCCGUAUUUUAGGGACUUUAUUGAGCUGAGCAAAACUUCGGAUGAACCAGAUCAUGAGUAUCGUGGUCUUACUCUCACCAACAUUAAUAUCCAAUUGAAUGGCACUUAUAGGUGUUCCGUGCACACAGGAGCCCAAUACAAAUCUAUGGAAAAGGAUCUGCACAUUGUGGAUAUCAGUGAUGAUGAGAUCAGCUUUAAUGAUCGCAAGGUUCAAAAUGAAACCCAUCUGGAGUGUACCGUUAGCAAUAUCUUUCCAAAGCCCAUAUUAACACUAGUUUCGGAUAAUCCCAACACGGUUAUAACCAUGGAUAAGGCCAAUGUAGUGCUGCGAGAAAAUGCCCAUUUUGAUGCAUCCCUGACGGCAGUGGCUCAAAAUGCUGAUGGUUCGGAUAAUUUUGAUUGUUAUGUUUCCUUUGAGGGCUUGCCCUUUAACAUCUCGGCUAAAGCUGAGGCAGCCGAACUUAAUGAAAAUGCAGAUAGCGGUGCCCUAAAUGUUAAUACACAAACUGUUGUAAAUAUAUUAUUUGUUAUUGUGACAUUGUUGAUGUUUUAGUCAAAUCAAAAAAAAAAAAAAUAUUUAAUAUUUAUCAUUUAUUGUUUUAUAUUAUUAAUAAAAAAAACUAGUACAGAGUACAUA